Messenger RNA from Acinonyx jubatus (cheetah), 3492 nucleotides. RefSeq names its product Wnt family member 8B (gene WNT8B). Bases 1 to 1161 code for a protein of 386 amino acids. The record is from RefSeq and is a predicted model, not a curated record. The transcript is spliced from 6 exons. Gene Ontology annotation, cellular component: extracellular region. Gene Ontology annotation, biological process: canonical Wnt signaling pathway; cell fate commitment; neuron differentiation. Lineage: Eukaryota; Metazoa; Chordata; Mammalia; Carnivora; Felidae. Gene Ontology annotation, molecular function: frizzled binding; cytokine activity.
AUGUUGCUUGUGAAGCCUCCUGUGUUCAUCUUCCUUUUCACCUGUAUCCUCCGAAUCGGCCACACCUGGUCAGUAAACAAUUUCCUGAUGACUGGUCCAAAGAAGGCUGGGAGAGUGGGCAGGAAAAGAGGUGCUUGGCCACUACAGGGCAAAUGUCUCCCGAGUUCAGCUGAGAGGCUGAAUUUUGACCCUUGUGUUUCUACGCAGGCUUACCUGAUAUAUUCCAGCAGUGUGGCAGCUGGUGCCCAGAGUGGUAUUGAAGAAUGCAAGUAUCAGUUUGCCUGGGACCGGUGGAACUGUCCUGAGAGAGCCCUGCAGCUGUCCAGCCAUAGUGGCCUUCGCAGUGCUAAUCGGGAGACAGCGUUUGUACAUGCCAUCAGCUCUGCUGGGGUCAUGUACACUCUGACUAGAAACUGCAGCCUCGGGGAUUUUGACAACUGUGGCUGUGAUGACUCCCGCAAUGGGCAGCUGGGGGGCCAAGGCUGGCUGUGGGGAGGCUGCAGUGACAACGUGGGCUUCGGAGAGGCAAUAUCCAAGCAGUUCGUCGAUGCCCUAGAGACAGGACAGGAUGCCCGGGCCGCCAUGAACCUGCACAACAAUGAGGCCGGCCGCAAGGCGGUGAAGGGCACCAUGAAACGCACGUGUAAGUGCCACGGCGUGUCCGGCAGCUGCACCACGCAGACCUGCUGGCUGCAGCUGCCUGAGUUCCGCGAGGUGGGCGCGCACCUGAAGGAGAAGUACCACGCGGCUCUCAAGGUGGACCUGCUGCAGGGUGCCGGCAACAGUGCGGCCGGCCGCGGCGCCAUCGCCGACACCUUCCGCUCCAUCUCCACGCGGGAGCUGGUGCACCUGGAGGACUCCCCGGACUACUGCCUGGAGAACAAAACGCUAGGACUGCUGGGCACCGAAGGCCGAGAGUGCCUGCGGCGGGGGCGGGCCCUGGGCCGCUGGGAGCGCCGCAGCUGCCGUCGGCUCUGCGGGGACUGCGGACUGGCGGUGGAGGAGCGCCGUGCCGAGACCGUGUCCAGCUGCAACUGCAAGUUCCACUGGUGCUGCGCCGUCCGCUGUGAGCAGUGCCGCCGGCGGGUUACCAAGUACUUCUGCAGCCGCGCCGAGCGGCCGCGGGGGGGCGCGGCGCACAAACCCGGGAGAAAGCCCUGAGGGUCUCCUUUCUCCCCUCCUUUCCCCAUUUGUCCUUGGCUUCUUUUAGAGACCCCAGUAAUAGAGGAACCUAGGGAACUGCCCCCCCCCCCACAUUCCCCUGCCCAGGGAUCCCAAGAGGGAGAGACGCUACAAUCUCUCCAGAGCUUGCCACUUUCCACCCCUUUCCUAGCUCUUUGCUCUCCUCCAGUCCAUCAUCACCCUGCAUCAUCCUCACGGUCCACACUUAGGUCUGAGGGCUCCCAGUUCUGAGAUUCUGAGCUUCUGAUUCUCCUUGGACUAGGAUGAGAAUAAGCGUUCCUCCUCCCCUUCCUAACUGCCCUAACGCCUGACCUAGCCUAUACAGCCGUAGGGAACCGGAAGAACACUUCUCCGAUAUACAGGGUCAGGCUAAAGCUCUGCUUCUCUCUUUUGCCCAUUUUCUUGCCCUCCCGCCAUUUCCCCAUUUUCCUACUGCCAGGUCUCUACCAUAGCCACAUCUUUUUUUUUUUUCCUGCAGAGCUCCUUCCAUGCUUUUGAUUCCUUGCUAACUGUUGACAGGCACCCCAGUGAUCUCGAAUGCUUCCUCUCUCCUUUUCCCUUUCCCUUAAGAAAAAUUGUGACAAAACUGAUGCAGGAGAAAGCAUGUCUUUGGGGGUCGUUUCCUAGAGGCAGGGCCUGAAGAUGGAAGCAGUGGGAACCCCAGAGUGCCGACUUGCUGGAAACCAGGGUGUUCCUCAUCCUUGUGAUACACGUCUCCAGUGGACUUUGCCAGUCAGACCUUCAUAGACAAUCACCCCAGGUGCUCCAGGCAGACCCCCCGUGUCUAGGAACUAUGUAAGGGCAGAUUACGAGUCACUUGCUAUCUUUUAACGUCAGCUUCUCCCUACUGUUUCCUCCUAGCCUCCGCCGUUACCUCUUCUCCUUCCCCAAAUGAUCCUUGUUCCUUUGAGCCAAGACUGAGCUAAGGAAUGUCAAUUUCCCAUUCAGAUCCCAGCUUGCACCUCUAAAAGCAGAUCAUAAAGCAGGAGAAGCUGGGACCCUUUCUUUUCACAAACCUGGAUCUCAAACAGGCAGGAUUCAGGGCAUUGGAUACUUUCCUUCAAUAGGUAAACUUCCUGCAGGGAAACUUUCCAAUAGGAAGUUCAGCACCUCGAACUUUAAUUUAUUACAGUCACUGUGAUAUGUGCCUUCUUUUCUAGGUAUUGAACUUAUUCCUGGGGACACAGGUAAGGGUGAGUGGAAGAUAGAACAUCUAGGCCCUCUCUUCCCUUCCACCUUGCCAGAACACUAUCCUCCCUUAAGCCUCACUUCCCUGAUGGCCUAAGUAGUUACACUGGUCUGUAUGAGGCUAAUCUGCCAACAAUUAGUGAAUAAUCCACAUAAAUCUUCCACCAAUACAUUCACUCAGUAGCUAAGAGCUCACUGCUUGUGGUGCUUGAGACAGAAGCAGUCCAGCAGGGACUUGCUUCUGAAAGAGGGCUCUGGAAAGAGAAGAGCCAAAUCCCUGACAGACUGCAGCCCAAGGAGCUUCCCAGCCAUCUCCCUUCUCCGAGGCUGGCCCUGGGUCUGGGCAUGGGGCAGCUGUUUAGGAGAACUGGUCAGAUGCCAGACCACCUCAUCCUAUCUCCCAGAGUAGGAGACAGCACAGAAAUGUGGCUCUCAAUAGGUAACAGGGGCUGAGGCUUUAGGGGCCAACCCGGGACAGUGGAAAGAUUCCUCUUAUAUUCCAGACUGGGGCAGUGGCCAGGUCAGACCCCAAACCCCUAGUCUCUUCCCUACAUAUCCUCUGGUCGAUGAACACUUACUGAGGAGAGAGGUUGCCUGUCCUUCCUCACAGGGACACACUGCCCUUCAGGGUCUCCUAUUGCUUCAUUUCCAGUACAAUCAGCAAAAGGCCUUUUGCUCAGUCCCUCAGCUUUGAUCUGAGCCUGUUGAAUCUCUCAACUUGACCUUUCCUAAUCAAGCAGCAACAUAUACUAACCUGGCUGUCCCACUUGGCAGAAUUACUUGACAGUGUGCGGUAAGAAAAUCUGGCAAGGCAGCUAGAAGAUACAAAAGUACAAUAUCGUACAGGAAAGCUGCAUUCUCCAGGAGGUCUCUCAGCACAAAAGUAGGACUAUUGUGCUUCGUAUUUGAUAAUUCCAGCUCAGUACUUGAAACCUGUCAUGCUGCCAGAAAGUUCUUUCAUAGGGGGUUGUUUUGUAUUCCCAAAUGGCUAUAAUUGAUACCAGCUUCAUCUGAGUUCUAUAAAGAAAACAUUACUGAGCUACCUUAGAUCUGCAUUGCUUUUUUUUCCUUUUUUGCAUUAUCCAUUCAUUCAUUUGGUCAUUCAACAAACGCUGGAGUGCA